Molecule: messenger RNA, 1610 nt
Organism: Coffea eugenioides
Lineage: Eukaryota; Viridiplantae; Streptophyta; Magnoliopsida; Gentianales; Rubiaceae
Product: CASP-like protein 5C1
Exons: 3
Coding region: 850-1314 (154 amino acids)
Cellular component (GO): membrane
Source: RefSeq, a predicted model, not a curated record
UCCAGAUACAGUUCAUUCAUUCUUGUGUAUUUAUACACAUCUUUCGUACAAUUUUUGAAGGAAAAAAAAAAUCUCUUAGUACAAAAAACACCUACUACUAGUAGUUGAAAGUGAAAAGAAAAAAAAGGACGAAACUCCUGACAAGAGGGUGAGGAAAUCCAAGAGUCAAAUCAUACAGAAACAGGGCGUUGGCUCGUCCGUUGGAAAAACAUUUUCACUCACCAAAAUUGACUUUAAGAAGAAACAGACACUUCACUUGAUUAAUCUAAACUCCACCUGAGAUGAGAAGUAAUAAGUCAGAAACUCCUCCUCCUAACUACUACUAAUAGUUUAAGCUACCUUUUCCUUGCGUCAAAGAGGAGUUCUCUGGAGAGAGAGAGAGGGAGCCGAAAAACGGCAGAAGAAGAACUGGAGACAUAGACGACAAGUAGUUUCAUCCCUCGCAUCGCUGGUCGCACAACAGUCUCACAACCCACGGACUCCUCCUUCAUACACACUAUCCUUUCCCCAAAAGCAGCGUACAUCUCGAAACUCAGAAAUCAGAAAGGGCAACAUACUGUGAAGCAGAUUCCUCAAGGUCUAUGCAUGUGAUUGAUUCCCAUACUGCUGCACAUCACAACUAAAAAUUAUCUAUCGGAGUUUGAUGAUGAUUUCGCCCAGGCAAAGAUUCAAAAUUGAAUACCCAAGUCACAAGAAUGAAGAGCCUGGGAAAGAGGGGAGGUCCCCAACAUGAUCUAUAUUCUUCACUGACAGUAUCAUCAUCUCUGUCAUCAUUUUAAGCUCGCAACUGGGAUUUCUAUCCCACUCCAUGCAACUGCAGCAGCACCAGCAACAUCCAUUUUUCAUCGUAUGGCCAUACAAGACGUUCCAGGGUCCAUGGGGACCAGCGCCAGCUUUAUUUUGAGAUUGGGCCAGGCUAUCUUUUCCUCUGCUUCUCUUCUCUCCAUGUCUUUGGGAGUCGACUUUUACAGCUAUACUGCCUUUUGUUUCUUGGUAACAGUCAUGGGUCUGGUCAUUCCGUGGAGCUUCACUCUAGCUCUGCUGGAUGGAUACUCCAUACUGGUCCAAUGCCCUGUUAAGCAGCUGGGGAUAUUGCUGGUCAUUGUUAUAGGUGAUUGGGUUCUAUCAAUCCUCACAUUAGCAGCAGCUAGCUCUACAGCCGGUAUCGUGGAUCUCUUGCUCCAGGCCGAUGAGUCUUUCUGUCCUCCCCAGUAUUGCAGUAGAUAUCUGAUCUCUGCCUUGUUGGCCUUCUUAUCUUGGAUCUUCUCUCUAGCAUCUUCACUUUUUAAUCUUUGGCUACUUCCCUCUCUAUGAUUUGUAUAGCUGGUCCUACCAUCAGACAUCAACAAUUACUGUCUGCAGUAGCAUUUGCUACUACUUUUUCUUCCUUGCUAUUUUUAUAUCUUACAAGUAGAGGAUUCUGACAAAGUUGACAGUAUGUACAGACAAAGCUUCAAGUAAAAGUCAUACGACAACUUAAGGCGUUUGAUCUUUAUUUGAUUCAUUUGUGCAAGUACAGAAGCAUUACUAAUGGGUUGAAAGGCCAGACUAUGACCAGAAUGAACAGUAGAAUUUUGCGUUUGUUCUGAAAUAAACUUCAUUUUAUCCUA